AUGGAGGAGAUGGCGCCUGGGUCGGUGGGUGAGUCAGCAGGCGUCAUGUCACCAUUCCGGGUGCUCUUGAUGGAGCUCGAGGCACUUCACGUGGAAGAGACCAAGAGGCUUCAGGCCGAAGUGGCAGCACUCCACAAGCUAACGGCUUUGCAGCCGUAUCCUCGUAUGUCGCCACCUGUGUUUCCCAUUGCAAGGGAGGACUCCCGACGUUUGCCUUCCGCUUCAGAGAAGGGUCUUGUCAGGGAGUCUUGCACACUAGUGGAAAAGGACGAAGAUGAGCCUAGCACAACAGACUGCAGGGCCGAAGUGGCUGAAGCCGAACAGCCCGUCCCAAACAAGCAACGCCGCAACUCCCGCCACUCGGGAACCGGUUCGGCUUCACCCAAAUUCAAGAAAGGCUUCUCAGCCUCGAGCCUUAUGAGCUCGCUGAUGUCGAUGGCAUCUCUUCAUUCAAAUCAGGCCAUAGACCUCGGUGAGGAUUCUGGUGAGCUUGUGGAGGUCAACACCAGAGAGGCUGACAGGGCAUUCUACGAGCGCUUCGGAAAUGUGUUCCUCGGAAAUACUUUUGAGAUGGGAAUUGCGGUAAUUCUACUUCUCAAUCUUCUCCUUAUGGCUGCUCAGCUGCAGUACGAUGGCUUGAAGUUCGGCUAUGAAAUCGGGUACAAAGAUUAUCUUCUGCCAGCUGAAGAGUAUUGGCCGAACGUGGCUUCGUUGUUUGUCGUUGGAGACAUCAUUUUCGCGGUCAUUUUCACAGUUGAGAUGUUGAUUCGCCUGUUCUGGAUUCGCUGCCUUGCAUUCUUCAGACACUGGCUGAACUGGAUAGACUUCAUUGUGGUUUGCAGCUCUUGGGCCGAGCUCUUUGCAUCCGCACUGCCCAUCAGCCCUACAUUUCUGCGCAUGCUCCGCUUGGGAAAGCUCUUACGAGCCCUCCGCGUGGUGAAGAUGUCGCAGGUCCUGGAGUCACUGCAGCUCUUGCUCAAGUGCAUAGCUGCCAGCGUCCGGAUUCUCUUUUGGUCCUUGGUCCUCCUGAUGAUUAUUCAGUGCAGCGCAGGAAUGACAAUCUCCUACAUGGUUAGUGAGCUCUGGACUGACCCUGACGUGAGUGAGGACAGUAAGUUUCAAGUCUUCCGUUACUAUGGAACAUUCUCCAAAACGCUGCUGACGAUGUUUGAGGUGUUAUUUGCCAACUGGGCUCCUGCCUGCAGAGUACUCAUAGACAAUGUGAGCGAAUGGUUUUCGGCAGUUUUCAUCGUCUACAGGUGCUUCGUGGGAUUUGCAGUUCUGAAUGUUGUGAACGCGGUCUUUGUGCAGAGCACCAUGAAGGUAGCCCAAGCAGACGAUGAGUUUUUGGCACGGGAGAAGCAGCGAGCUCAAGAUGCGUAUUGCCGGAGAUUAACGAACCUGUUCAAGCAAGUUGAUUCUUCUGGUGAUGGAAAGAUUGACAUCCAGGAGUUCGCGGACCUUCUCGAGAACCCCAAGCUUCAGAUCUGGCUUGGACAGCUGGAGAUAGAGACAACAGAUCUUGUCGGCCUCUUCCAGAUGCUAGAUGAUGGAGACGGUGAGAUUUCAUUGGAGGAGUUCGAGGCUGGGAUCAUUCGCAUGAAAGGCUACGCGCGAAGCAUCGACCUCAACAAGCUUGACCGUCAAAUGCAAAAGAUGCACGAGAAGGUCGAUAUGCUGGUCAACGCAUCGGCGUUGACUGGGGUGGUGCUUCCAAAGCCUGCCAAGAAGUUUUUGCAGUCGCCAACUACGUCAGCAGUCUCUGCCCCUCGAGGCAAAGACAUCGUCUGA
Messenger RNA from Symbiodinium natans, 1791 nucleotides. NCBI's taxonomy places the organism in Eukaryota, Dinophyceae, Suessiales, Symbiodiniaceae. The record is from the annotation of a GenBank genome assembly.